Molecule: messenger RNA, 741 nt
Organism: Brenthis ino (lesser marbled fritillary)
Lineage: Eukaryota; Metazoa; Arthropoda; Insecta; Lepidoptera; Nymphalidae
Source: the annotation of a GenBank genome assembly
AUGGAGAGAUACGCAGUUCUAUUUUUCGUUUUCAUCGCCUUGUUUGCACCGAGCUCUUCAAAUUCAAACGUGUUCGGAGGUCGCUGCUCGAAGGAGGAUGAAGAAGUGGACGCGUGUUUGCUAAAAAGCUUUAAUAAUCUUAUCGACCAUCUUAAAAGUGGAUCGCCUGAAUUGGGUGUUAAACAGUCGGACUCGAUAUUAUUAGACGAGCUAUCAAUCGCCCUCGGCGGCGGUCCCGACGGCUACAGAGCAACGUUUAAAGACAUCAACGCGAGCGGCGUUGACGACGUCAGCAUCACAAACGUUCGAUCGGACCUGGACACGUACCAGUUCCAGCUGACGCUGUCCAUCCCGCACAUCAGCGUGACGGCGCGCUACCGCUCGUCCGGCUUGCUGCUGCUGGUGCGCGCGUCGGGCGGCGGCGACUACUGGGGCGAGUACGAAAAUGUAAAAGCUAAAGUUUAUUUCCGCGGAGAACCGUACAAGCGCGGAGGCAAGACCUACCUCAAGUUGAAGCAGCUCAAGUUAGACUUCUCAGUAAAAGACAUCAAAAUGGGUGUCGAAAAUCUGCAGAACAGCAACAGCGUACUACAAGCAGCAUUAAAUCUAUUCAUCAACACAAACUCUCAGGAGUUACUUAAAGAAAUGAAGCCUCAGCUCAAAGGAGACCUCGCCGAGAAAAUGUCCAGAUUCAUUGAGAGGAUCCUCGAAAAAAUAUCUUACGACGAUCUGGUUGAGGAA